Molecule: messenger RNA, 294 nt
Organism: Protopolystoma xenopodis
Lineage: Eukaryota; Metazoa; Platyhelminthes; Monogenea; Polystomatidea; Polystomatidae
Source: the annotation of a GenBank genome assembly
AUGCGGCAUCUCAACUACCUGACUGCCAGCCUCCCAAAGUUGUACUGGUUUAUUCUAAACGGAAAUCACACGCCGACAACGCCUUCGCUUGAUUAUCGGAAAUCCUCACCUCCGCCCCCCUUUUUCAUCGCGAUACAUUUUCCUCCUGUUAGUGAUAGAUCCAUGAUCAAGGCGUCUCCUUUAUGCUGGCCCUUCUCUUCUCUUGUUUACUUUGAGUUGGUAGCUUGGUGGGGAAAAUGGCAACACUCACUGAUGGUGCAGAUUAUGAGGCCGGAGAAACGUCUGAAAAUGUAA